Molecule: messenger RNA, 516 nt
Organism: Pyricularia pennisetigena
Lineage: Eukaryota; Fungi; Ascomycota; Sordariomycetes; Magnaporthales; Pyriculariaceae
Exons: 1
Coding region: 1-516 (171 amino acids)
Molecular function (GO): toxin activity
Source: RefSeq, a predicted model, not a curated record
AUGGUUCAAACUUAUUUUGCCAUUAACUUGCUGGUAGCCUUCACUGCAGCUACUAUUCCUCCUAUUGUUUACCGGGGUGUUCGUAGCAAUCCCGACAUUGUUAAAGAAUGGGGGGGCUUUAAAUGCCGUGGUGGCGAUUUCGGUGAACCAAAAGACUCUUCCAUGGAUCUUUACAAACACGUUGUUAUGAAUCCUGAUUCCCCCGGACAUAUGGCCGAUCCGUGGAUUUUAACUUCCAAAAGUUACGAAUGGGUUAAAGGGUAUAUGGGACGCCAUAAACAAGGAAAAAUAGUGCAUAUUUACCACAUUCGAACGGAGGGUUUGAAAAACAUUUUCGAUAUCGCCGACUAUUGUAAAGCAAAAGGGUUGCCUUAUGAACGUUCAGUGGAGCAGGAAGUUUCCGUUAAAGAUCUUAUUCCUUGGUCGAAUAUUAAAGAUUGGGACUCGUACCAAGUGAGCAUGGACGGAAAACUUACUCCGAUACCCAAAUACGUUUUGGGCACACAAAAGAACUAA